UGUUAUUAAGAUUUCUUUUUAAAUGAGCACGAAUAAGCGUCGAAAAACGUCAUCGAAAUGUUGUUUAGAGCAGAAAAAUGUACACAAGCAUACGGCUAAUGAAUGUUUUUAUUAUCACACCUUGGACACACUUCCACCAGAAGUUUUAGAAAUAGUAUUGCGUUUAUUACCUCUACAUGAUGUAGCUACUUCAGUUCGUUUAGUGUCCAGACGUUGUUCAAACGUUGCUACCAUAGUUUUGAAUGCUGCAUUCCUUUCGGCUGGUACAAAACUUGAAAAUGCAAUGAAACAUACAGAAACAAUGAUAAGGAAAGUUAAGACAGGUGCUGACCUACUAACCUUCAGCAGAGUAUUCAAUAUUCUAGAAAUAGUCAUGGCACAAUACAAGAUGCUCAGAGCUGUAACUUGGAGAUAUACGCAUCCUUCAAAACCAGAGAAAUUUUCACGACUUUGCUUCUAUGCUGGUGGUCUACUUGAUAAUUUAAAUAAUCUGCUUCAUCGUGCUGUAAAUUGUCCAGUUUCUUUAUCUGGUUCUCAUGGACCAGAUUCUAGAAUUGCUUGUUUUAUAUCCGAUUGCAAGCGUUUUAUGAACUAUUUUGAAAAAGUUUCUGAAAGCAGAGUGAAUAGAUCUGCUUUAGUGUCUGGAUGUAAAGCCGUAGAUGUUCUAGAUUGUCUUGCAGAAGGACGUAAGGUUUUAUCAUUCAAUAUAUUGUCUAACGAAGGGAUCAAAAAUGACAUCAUUAGUAUGAAAUUAAAAUAUGAAAUGAAACGAGCUUGGUUCACUUGUUUAAAAAUUCCAAAUACACUUGACGAAAAUUCAUGGAAAGAUCAGCAACGUUUUAUGUAUCUUAGACUACGUCGUUUAGUUGUCAGUGUCAAUGAACAUUAUUAUGAAAAUUUGCAAUAUGAACGAGAAGUACUUAUUCAGGAACCAUCGAUACCACCUCCAAGAAUGCCUCCAGUAUCCACAUAUUCUGGUUAUGGAGAGUACGGUGGAGAAUUUUUUUAUUAUGGAAAUAUGAAUAAGUAUGCUUACGAAAACAAAUUCAAAUCCUUGCCAGUAAUUGAUCACGAGAAUGCGCAAGAUAAUAUUGAAGAAAUACAGAAAAAAUCUUGCUUCAAUCUCGUCAUAGCUGUUGAAUUGAAAUGUUCAUCAGAAUUGGCACCUUUUGCAGUAAGAACAUUAUUACGGUCUAAUGAAUUAGAUAUAUAUACAAAAACUCCUAAUCAUUUGGAGCUUUAUUUAAAACUCGAUAUCAUGUGUCCUGCUUCAAUCGCUAAUAGAUUACCAGGACAUUUUACUUGGGAGCUUAAUAGUUCUCGUCAUGUGCAUCAUUCUUCUUAGUACAUUUAUACAAGUAUAAUUUUUUUUUCUUUUAUCAUAAUAUAAAAAUAAAGAAAAAUAAUAUACACUUGUUAUAUAACUGAGAUGAACUUUCUAUAAGUAAAAAGUAUUGAAACAAUUAUUAUUUUAUU
Polistes dominula (European paper wasp) is the source of this 1476-nucleotide messenger RNA. RefSeq lists its product as uncharacterized. Gene Ontology annotation, molecular function: protein binding. NCBI's taxonomy places the organism in Eukaryota, Metazoa, Arthropoda, Insecta, Hymenoptera, Vespidae. The record is from RefSeq and is a predicted model, not a curated record.